AGCGGAGAAUGUAUGAAAAAUACGGAAAAAACGAAACAAAAACCCAGACGAGACUGCUGAGACAUGUCCUUGGCCUGUAAAAGGGCAGUGAAAUUCCUGGCACUCCAUAACAACAUCAUCAAAGGAUGGAGCGCAACUUCGGUUCCCAGGAGUCCUUUCAGCGGAACCGCUCAACUGAAGUACAGAAUUACAGCAAUUCAAAGCCCCCCCGCUGAAGUAUGCCAUAAGACAAAUGCCAUGGACUCGGUUACAAUUUGGUCUCGUCUUGUCAAUCAAUUGGGAUCGAGUCGGGGCCUAGAACUGGAAAUGGCCAAGGAUGACCGGCGAGCAUUUCCUGUUUGGGUUGGUAAGUUAAUACUCAAACUAGGCUCUAACUUAAUUAGCCACACGACAGAGCGAAGACUGAAUACCGAAAGCACCCCGACUGGUGGUGACCUCAAAGCUGACGGAGGCGACUAAUUUAUCAAAAUGGCUAAAAAACUGAAAUAACACUACGCAUAAUUAAAUCCAGCUAAAAACGAAAAAUGAGUGAAACAGCGAGAUACUCAAAUGCGUUUUUAAACCGUUGCGCAACGCCUAUUUCUAACAGUUUUAAAUUUUGUUCAGACUUUUCUUUGGCGUUUUGUUUGAAUUUUUCCUUUGGUUAAUUGCCGCUUAUUAAUCCCGGCUCCGUUAAUGGUCUCACAAACAAAAAUUCUAAUUAAUGAAAUAUUUUUUGGCCUUUUGCUUGCAUUGUCUACUAGGCAUUCCAGCCCACCGAAAGUAUAAUCAAUCAUGGCCCAAGACCUCAUGAUCUCACAGAUGGUGGAGAUUUUUGGGCAAAGUGAACUUGAGUGUGUUGACAAAUUUGUGAGUUGCCGGCAUGGAUUGACAGGAAAAUUGAGUAAUCAAUCAUGGGCCAUCAAACGAAGCCGACCAAAGCGAAUUGGCCUUCGUAAGGUCUGUAUAGUUAGUUAGCGAAAUCAAGUCUUAUCAACUGAUGAUGCACGUCGUGGCCAUUAUUUAAAUGCUAAUGUUAAUUAACGAAAUCACGUUAGUCGAGAAUGUUGACAAAAAUCGCAGAAUCAGUAGUAGUUGCUGCUCGAACAAGUUGAUUCAGGUUUGCUUUUAUUUUUAGUCGCUGUGCCUCGCAUGCGAUUGAAACGAAAUAUAAAAUUACAUUAAAUUACCGGAUGUAAUUGCGGUGGUCGUGCCAGUCGCCUCUCUCGACCCGGUCAAUGAAUCACGGCCCGGCGCACACGAAAUGCGUCGAAACAAAAGACUCAGGCAACGAACUCGAACUCAACGUGGCCGAGCACUUCACUUACGUAUGUCCAAAUCAGGGAGACCAGCAACCCACACAGAAUGGUAGAAAAAAACUGAAAAAUAAAUGAAGAGAGACCCACACAGAAAGGCCAUUUGAGUGGUAUCUUAUCAGGGCUAACGAUUUUGUCAAAUGACAAUUUUCUCGGCCCCAUUGAAUGCCUCUUUUUCACGCCAUUCAUUGACUUUUGUAUGGUCCAUUUAGUUGUCAAUUAUUUUUGAUAGCCUCCGCUGAGGGAGCUGAUAAGAACUUGUUUAACAAUCCCAGGAAAUCCGUACAUUGAAAAAAGGAGGGGAAUAGAGGACCCCAUCGGAUCUCUGUGGCUGUAGAUCCAGCUACUGCCUCUCUCCGUUUUGGCCAAAUUUGCAUAUUGAACGGCAGUUUGUCUUGAGCCUGAGCUUUUAGUUAUGUCCGAGCAUUAAAUUUAACUAUUAAGCCAUUUUCGGAGGCCAGUUUUGUGGAGCUCGACUUUCCAAACAUUGUCCCCUGACAGUUGUACCCUAUGGGAAUUAUUUUCUUUUUUUAUGCCGCAAUUUAUGAGCCAAAAAGACAAAGAUAGACAGAAUGAUGAGCAUGAAGUGGAGAGGCAUGGGAACGAACCUUGGAUUGGCGAAGUGAAAUGUUUAAAGCUAUAUAACUUUGACAUAUAAUUAGACAGAAAUAAAGGCUUUAUUUCUUAAAUCAAUGGUGCACUCAAUAGUGGCACACCCAAGUUGUUAUAUAUAGCUUGCCAGUUGCAAUUGAAAAAACAAUUGCAAGACCCGACUUAAUUUCAUCAUAAAAAUGUGAAUUAUCUCCAGAUGAAAUUCAUUUCUUGCAACUCAAUCAGGAGGCAUGCAACAGAGGCUGCUGACCUAUAUAUGGUUAAUAAGAACCAACUUAUAUGCCAGCAAAUGUAUGUAGGAAUGCUGGUGGCAUACAUACCAUACAGAUAUACAGAUAUCCAUAUUGAUAUCUCCCCACCU
Messenger RNA from Drosophila sechellia, 2268 nucleotides. RefSeq lists its product as uncharacterized. The coding region runs from base 64 to 459 and encodes 131 amino acids. The record is from RefSeq and is a predicted model, not a curated record. The transcript has 3 exons. Lineage: Eukaryota; Metazoa; Arthropoda; Insecta; Diptera; Drosophilidae.